AAUGGCGUCCCAGAAGUCCAUCAUCCACCGAACCUCAUUCUUCGAAUCUACGAAUCUCUCACUCCUCCACCACUAUAAACGAGAUUGAAAAACAUUUCAGAGACAAACCCAGAACAAAACAGAGUCUCUAUAUACAAACCCAUGUCAAUUUUAGACCCUUGGCCUCAUUUUUAACAAACCCAUUUCCAAUUUUCCACUUCUCCUUCAAACAAAUCAUGAGGAAAACCAGAGUUUUCAAGCUCGCGAAGAUCUUCAAAUGGGCAAUCCACCGAAAAACAUACCAACACCUAAACCCACCGAACUCGACGAGCAAAGCCAUGUCCAAGCUCUGCAAAUGGGGUCGUUCUCUGAAGAACAGAGCUCAAGGGCUCUGUUUUUCCAAGUCCGGGUACAUUCGGGUGGGUCAAGACCCGGUUGAGGCUAAACCAGUACCGAAAGGGCACUUGGCUGUAUACGUGGGGAAGAAAGAGGACGACACGCAUAGGUAUUUGGUGCCUGUGAUAUACUUUAAUCACCCACUUUUUGGGGAUUUGUUGAGGGAGGCAGAGAAGGAAUACGGGCAUAACCACCCGGGUGGGAUCCAGAUACCUUGUCGGGUGUCCGAGUUUGAGAAUGUUCGGACAAGAAUUGCCGGCGGCGGCGCCGGCAGCGACUUCUGUAGGCGGCGGAGCUGGAGGCUGAGGUGUUUGUCCAGCUAAUAUAUAUAUAUAUGUUUUUUUAAAUGAUUUUGGGUGUGGCGAUGGUUAGUUGUGUAUAAAUUAUUUUUUAUUCCUACAACCCAAAUUAAAUUGGACUUGGUCUCCUCUAGCAUUUAUUUGCGUUUA
Camellia sinensis is the source of this 824-nucleotide messenger RNA. The record is from RefSeq and is a predicted model, not a curated record. Lineage: Eukaryota; Viridiplantae; Streptophyta; Magnoliopsida; Ericales; Theaceae.